AUGGAGUCCAACCUUGACUCUGUCGGCAGCGCCAAGUUCAUCAGCGUUGCAGACGUCCAGUCAGCGUACUGGCAGAUUCCUGUUCAUCCUGACCACGUCGAAAGGACAGCCUUUGUCACCAACUCUGGCAAGUACUGUUACAAGCGGAUGCCGUUUGGUGUUUGCCAAAACGCCCUCAUCAAGGAUAAGUGCAACUCGCGCUCCUCGCUUUUGGACGUGGCGAAGUACUUUUCGGGCAUCAUCUGUUCCCAGAAGGAUGCCGCCAUGCUGCGAGACGCCAUCGACCAUCUGCCGCCUAAUCGGAUGGUGGCUCCACCAGCGACCGCUUUCAAAAGUGUGCUCGAGUCCUGCGAGUUCUCCAUCGCGAGCUGGCCGCGGCGGUUCAUGGAGCAAGAGAUGACCGCGGCCAUCAUGUUUUGCCAGAUGGGUGGUGGGGAGGUGGAUGGACCAGAACGCGCGGCAGCUUUGGGGCGCACGUUCGAGUACAUCGAGGACAAGCUUUGCGACGUAGGCCUCCCUACAAUAAAACAGCUGGAAACGCCAGACCCUUCCUCGGUCAGGGGGAAGUCAAAUGCCCCAACCGCAGGCGUCUUGUUGAUGGCGUCGAUCACCGACCAUAAUAUCUGGUACGUGGUCGGCACCGACAAGCCAAACAUGAGGGCAACAUCCCAGUAACUAGCACCAGCCAGGAUCCUCAACGCCACGGCAACGCGGACUUCUACAGCUAUGGCGCCGUUGAUUGGCGAUCGCAGUGCUGUGGGGUUGCGGAGCGACGCGCAGAUAAUUUUCGUAGGAUGAGCGUGUGUCGGUCUGGAAAUAUGUACCAGUGUCAAAGGGGGCGUGUUUGCAAUCGCCAGCGUCAAAGGACGCAUGUCAUCGUUAAACUCGCCAGAGUACCGGCCCAAUACACCUCCCGACUAGGGUUGUGAGACGGCUCUGUGUUCUUCACCGAACACACAACUAACCUCGCAUAUGCAUAUGAGGAGCACGUGUCGACUUUUGUACGCUAUCAUUGGGGGAUGCGACAACCUGUGUAGGCUCCCGACGAGGCAUGUAUAAUGUUUAGUGGUGCCGGCGUGUGUUGCACGCUCUAUCCAUACUGCUGAACUUAUUUCAGCGUCACCAUAGUACCUUCCUGUCGUUCCCAUACAACGACUGCUGCUGUAUGCAUAGCAGACACUG
Ectocarpus sp. CCAP 1310/34 is the source of this 1182-nucleotide messenger RNA. Lineage: Eukaryota; Phaeophyceae; Ectocarpales; Ectocarpaceae. The record is from the annotation of a GenBank genome assembly.